Messenger RNA from Pararge aegeria (speckled wood butterfly), 2902 nucleotides. RefSeq lists its product as uncharacterized. Lineage: Eukaryota; Metazoa; Arthropoda; Insecta; Lepidoptera; Nymphalidae. The transcript is spliced from 16 exons. Bases 691 to 2397 code for a protein of 568 amino acids. The record is from RefSeq and is a predicted model, not a curated record.
UGUGUGUUUUCCGCUGAGCUUAUUGUUUGCAACCAUUGUAUUCAGAAAAAUGAUACGAAAAUUGACUCGGAACAAUCGGAAUUCAAUAAUUUUCCAUGUAUUAUAGUUAAAUAAAUGUGUAAUAAACAAAGAACUGUGUUUCUCGCGUCGUAGGAAGUCGUUAGGUAGUAAAAUAAUGAAUUUAACACGCUGCGGCAGUCUUUCUAUCUGAAUUGUCGUGAACCUUGUUGUGGAAUCGAUUUUCAGAUGUUAUUAAUGAAAUUACUAAGGUGCUUGUGGUGAUAUUGUUUGUAAAACAGAACCUGUUUUGCUGGUCUCGCGUUACGGUGACUUUUCGACCGACGGCGGUGGCGGGCUCUAAAUCGAUAGAGAUAAUAAAAAAUGCAUAUUUUGCCCAUGGUUUCAUAAAGGUUCCGUUCAAUACUGUGCCGGCACGAUAUUCCGACCGAAAGCUGUUCAGAUUUCUCAUCUGUUUGCAAACCGCAGUGCGAUUUAUAUAAUGAUAUCAAUGUGAUAGUGAUACUAGAACAUCGCGAAGGUUUUUUCUCAAGGAACGUGAUAAGGAGCUGGUGCAAACGGAUGAAGUCACGUGAACAAAUCCGCACUAGGACUUUACAGAGACGCAAAUUAAAGUCGGCAGUAUUAUGUGAUAGUGUAGUGGCAGUGUUAGUGUAGUGCGCGCGUUUCAAGAUGGCCGUGUACAACAUGUUCCGUUUGCGAAUCGGCGGCCUGGUGAUGAGGGUGGUGCUACUGUUGUCUCUAGCUGUUUAUUCUUCUUAUGGCGGUGGCUGCAAGUUCCCCGCGGAGUGGACGGGCAGCUGGUUCCAGUCCGGGAUCAUGGGCCUCAUAGCCAUCAACUCCACGCACAUACAGUCCAAGGGCGAGUGCUCGGAGACCGAGGACUCGGACAAGUUCCUGCUCUACGACAGGAGCUACGACUGCUACAGGUGUAUGGUUAUACACGAGAAGCACAAAUACGUACUGCAGUAUAAAGAAACAUUCUGCAGCCAAAAAGACUCUCUGCGGUUGAUCUGCGACGAGAUCAGUGGCGACGCGCCGCUGUACUCCAUGUUCAGGAAGGAGCCCCGGCCGGAGCCGGAGCCCUGCCCCUUCCACCCUGCGCCCUUCACCUUCACCUACAACAGGGGAUCCGGGGACUGCUUGUACCCGCCGUCUCGCGCUGAGUCAUGCACAGACGACUCGCGGCUGCUGUUACGGUACAUGGCCUGCCCGGACGUGCCGGGGACUGAGAGCAAUGUGGAGGAGCUGGUUUGCCUGGCGGUCUGGAAAGAGGGUUCGACUAGAUACCUUGUGGGGCAGAUCUCCCAGGUCCAGAGGAGAAACUCUAUCGCCUCUGAUGAGGACACAUACAGGUGUUUCAUAUACAAAGGACAGCACAGUGAUAAGAGUACGUCCUACAUCAUCGCGCAGUCGGGCGACGCCACGUGCAACGGCCUGUCUUCCCCCACUGACGGCAGCCGUACCAUGAAGCUUACUACCAGUGAUGACGAACACAACCGCUGUCAUUUUCCGAGCUGGAUCGUGGAGCACCAUAAGUGGUUCAGUUUAGACCACACUCACCAAUAUCACUUCACCACUAAAAACGCUACACUUAAGAUUAUGAACACUGACGGAUCUUUUGAGGAGAAGCGUUUAGUGUGCCACUCUAUAUUGGAGCAAAAGGAUAAGAAACACAUAAAAUUGGUGGCUCAUGUUACACGUGGAUGUGAGUCGGGCCACGUGUGCCUGAAGUUCUUCCGUCGCGAAGGCAACGUGCUAGAGUUGCAGCAGGGCUCCGGCCUGUGGGAGUCCCCGCAGGACGCCUGUGCGGAACCCGACAACCCGCCCUUCGUAACUCUAAUCACGACGUCCCUCACUCCCAUGCCGUGCCCUAUACAAGGCAGAUACAGUGUGCUGAGCUCAUUGGCCGAUCGUCGUCGGCGUAGGCAACAGUUGUCAUCGGUGGAUUCGGAGUCGGAGUCAGCGGCUGAGUGCGUGGCGGGAGACUACGACAGCGCCAGUAUCGGCUGCGGCCAAGGGCAGGACACCAUCGAGUUCAAGUCCUCCUGCACCAACACGGUGUACACGUGCUACGGCAGCUGGCGCGAAGGUGAACGCGGGUUUCUGAUAGCGGCGCCGCUCGCUCGCCCGUCCGCACGGCCCAAGACGUUCUGCUUCAUGUACACGCACCACAACGAGUCUUCGGGCGGGGCUGUGUGGCUGAGCGCCGUGCCGCGAGCCUGUGACCGCGCCGCGUUGCCGGGACGCCAUGGCGACAAAGCCUACAACCUCACCAGCAACGGCACUUGCGAGCAGAGCAGCAAGUAUAGUGUGGCGACGCGACUCGCACCCGCCGCCACGCUCAUCGCACUGCUGGUGGCCGCCGCCUCCAGAUGAUAUGACCACUAGCCGCUCAAGGUGCUAGCCCCGCACGCGCAACACUAGUUUUAUUUCCAAUAUUGUAACGCGCCGAACUUCUAGUACUCUCUGAGCUAUCGCAUGCCCUUCAUGGAAACAACCUCCGACGUUUUUUUUUUUGUUGUUCGCCAGAGGAAAAUCUUAACGGAUAUUUGCCCUACUCCACUAUGGAUGAUAUUCACGCCAUUUUCACCAAAAACGACUUAAGUAAGUAACCUAAGUAAGUAACUGUCGUUGGUAUUUAAUUAAUUAAAUACAUAAAAGUUUUAUUCACUUUAAUGUAAAGAUCACAUCACAAGUUCCACACUCAGCAUGGUUACAUGGUUGCUCUAUCUACCACAGACUCCUAAUAUGUCUUAAUAAUAAUGAGUAUACUAGGAGUAUACAAACAUAAAUAUUGCUACUGACAGUAACGCCUUACAAAGAAGAUUCUUAGGCAUACCUACAUUACCUACGUUUCACCGAUAGAUUUUCAUUAGGCGAC